Molecule: messenger RNA, 2323 nt
Organism: Girardinichthys multiradiatus
Lineage: Eukaryota; Metazoa; Chordata; Actinopteri; Cyprinodontiformes; Goodeidae
Gene: nus1
Product: NUS1 dehydrodolichyl diphosphate synthase subunit
Exons: 5
Coding region: 21-956 (311 amino acids)
Cellular component (GO): dehydrodolichyl diphosphate synthase complex; endoplasmic reticulum membrane
Molecular function (GO): ditrans,polycis-polyprenyl diphosphate synthase [(2E,6E)-farnesyl diphosphate specific] activity
Source: RefSeq, a predicted model, not a curated record
ACGUUAUUUGCAAUCCGCCAAUGAAGGAAAAGAAGAAGAACUCUUGCAGGCGAAAAAGUACGCUCUACAGCAAGAGUCUCUACUCUCCGUUUAAAAGGCCAGAGAUGGCACUGCUUUACGGCUUAAUAUGGCGGGUUCUUUUAGCUGUGGUUCGCAUCAAAAGGGCGACAGUUUCCUGGCUCCGAGUCCGUCUUCAAACAUGGAGAGGCCGUUUUUGGCAGCGAACAGUGGCCGCGCUGUUGCUGCCAGUUCCUGUGACUGAGUUCCCGGACUACCUGAAGAAGGCCCGAGACUAUGAUGGCAAAGGCGCUGAAAGCCGUCGGUCCCGCUGGAUAUCUGACGGGAAUUCGCUGAAGAAACUACCGGUUCACAUCGGCUUUGUAGUGGCGGAGGAGGAGCUAAGCUACACGGACAUCGCCAACCUGGUCGUGUGGUGUAUGGCUGUCGGUAUUUCCCACGUCAGCGUCUACGAUCAUCACGGUAUUUUCCAGAAGAACCACAUCUGUCUUCAGGAAGAGAUAGUGAAGAAACAACAAAGCUUGUUGGGUGGAGAUGACUCUAGAUACAAUAUGGAGUUACUGAAGAGCAGCACAGACAAACCCCAGCACUUUGUUGUGUCAUGUAGACCCAUAGUGAAGGUGCUCUCUCCAGAAGAUGGGAAGCAUAGUAUUGUCCAGGCAGCAAGAAAGCUUUGUCACUCUGUGGAGAAGAAGGAGUGGAGCGCUAAAGACAUCAGUGUCUCCAUGUUGGACAUACUUCUCAGAGAAUCAAAAAAUACCCCAGACCCUGAGUUGGUGGUGAAGUUUGGUCCUGUGAACAGUACACUGGGCUUCCUCCCCUGGCACAUCAGACUCACAGAAUUCAUUUCCCUGCCCUCUCACAAAAAUGUUUCGUAUGAAGACCUGUUUACCGUUCUGCAGCAGUACAGUGCCUGUCAGCAGCGGCUUGGACAAUGAUGUGCUGAUUGUUCUGGGAAGAGCAAGAGGCAUGUUGUUUAACCUGGUUAGACGGACUCUGGAUUGAAGGUGACGUCCUUCCUGUCGACCGUAUUCCCCACUACCAGGCCCUCCUACGUUUUUCUUCUGGAUUAAAACAUUUGGGACAGCCAAAAGAUGAGGAAACCAAGAAUAAUUGCCCGCUUGUCUUUUAUCACUACCUUAGGUUUUAUGAUGAAGUCACAUUCCAGCAUUUGUGAAACAUUGCAAAGCAAUGGAAGAUAUCACAACAGAGAUGGACACUCACUUAAUGACUGUUUUGCAAAAUCUGUUUUGUCUCCCCAACCUUGGAUUCUUUAGCCAUCAUUACCUUUUGCAGCAAAAAAUUAAUAUCCUUUAAAGUAACAGAGAGAACCAUUACAUCAGUCUUCAGUUUGUAUCUUGUAAAAUACAGCCACAUUUUUGGAUGAAUUUUGCCAAGUAGCUUUGCUUUGGAACAGAAAAAAACAGCAGUGUGUCUGACUCUGUGUUCUGCUGGCCUCCACAUCAAAAUUGUCACCUCCUUUUCAUUUUGUAAGCACUGACAAAUGUUUGAGUUUGUAUGAAAUAAAGAAAGGUGCAGUCACUGUGACUGCCACAGAGAAAUUGAUUUUUUUAAAUGAGAGUUCUUAGAUAAUGUAAUUUGAAGCUAUUAGACAAAAUAAUGUUCAUGUUUUGGAUGUUUAAUGAUGCUUUUCUAAUUUACUUUUGGGGAAGUUCAUCUAAACAUAAUAUUUUUACAAGAACAAGUUACCUUUGAUGCAUUGUUGAUGAGUUGUUUACACGUUAAGCACAUAAUAGACUUUUGGAGGUGAAGAGCUCAUUGUAAACGAUGUGUAAACCACAUGUUGUUGGAUCCUAACAUUUUGUGUCUAUAUUACCUUUUUGAUUAAUGACAGGCUGGAAACUAAUAAGCUGGUGCUUCUCUGUUCAAAAUACCCAGGGGCACCAAUUGGUAGUCUUUGACAACUUCUGUCCAAUAAAUGGCAAAAAGAAUGAACACAAGACAAUAUUUGUAAAUUACACUGGUGUGAUUUAAUGAAAUGAUUAAAUUAAGUUGCAAAACACACCUGGAAAGCAACAUCCCACAUAUUAAAUUCAUAAACACAUUCUUCUUGCCCACAUUGACAGAGUGGAGUCUUCACAUUAUGAUGUUCUGACUCCAGAGAGUGUUCAUUUUGUUCAUGAUGUCUGAUGUAACAGUGAAUGUUAAGUUCAAGCGCUUUAAAUAUCCAAAUAAGGAGAACAAAGCACAAAACAAUAAAUCCUUAAAAACACGCAAACCAUUACAGAAUAAUUCAGUUUAAAGGUUAUGUGCUAAGAAACAUUAAAAGCGUUUCUGAACAAAA